This is a messenger RNA of Cucurbita pepo subsp. pepo (vegetable marrow), 1302 nucleotides long. NCBI's taxonomy places the organism in Eukaryota, Viridiplantae, Streptophyta, Magnoliopsida, Cucurbitales, Cucurbitaceae. The record is from RefSeq and is a predicted model, not a curated record.
UUGUCUCGCUUCGAGUUCGCGCCAAGAACUUCGCUUCGCGCGAAGAGCCAUUUCGGCCAAAAUUAUGAUUUGCGUUUACAAUUCGAUAAUCCGAAUCUGAAUUUCUCGAUUCUUUGCGCUCUCAGCAAUAAGGCUUGGCUUCAUUUCAGUAUGUUGCAGUGGAUGGGGGGCUCCAGGCGGAAAGUUUCAACGACAAGGAAAUCCACACAAAACAGACAAAAGCAGUAUUUCGAGCAAAGAAAAAGACGACAACAGCUGUCCUCUGGUUCAGAGAAUUGUCAUGAUGCAACUGACACAAACAGGGAACAAAAAGAGCAUCGGUCACUGGACAUUCUAAAUUUCCUAAAUUUAUCAGCAAUUCCUCAAGAGAAUAAAGCUGCUUACGCCAUUGAGGCCAAUACUUCAAGGGUGCGGUCUCCUUCCAUCAAAGGCCCAGUUCCAACUCUUUAUAACAUAAAGACAUUAGAGAAAUCUGCUGAGUUUGAAAAUAAACAGCAAAAUGACGAAGCAGGAGCUCCAUCCGGCUACAACGAGGAAACUUUAUCUCCACUGAACAGACAUGUAAGCAGUGAUCCCAACAAUCUUCAUAACACUAAAAACAAAGUAGAUUCUCAAUCAGAUCUGGGGAAGCUAUCUGUUGAGCAAAGUAUUUCUAUAUUUGAUUUGCUUGGCGAUGAUGGAAUGGUUGUCAAAUGCGAAGGAAGUCCAAUGAAAGAAGCUCAUGUCGCGUUUUCAGUUGAUGGUUUGGGCAGAGUAGGAAUGGAAACACCAGCAUGUUCCCCACAGCAUGCCAGCAGAAGCUUUUCUUAUGGCUUCUCAUCUCGUCAAGAAAGAAUGAGGCCUUGGAACUCCUCAAAGAACAUUAAGGUGUUGGAUGACUUUGAACUUGAAGGAGAAAUGCAGGAUAUCAAAACGCAUUGUGAUGACGGUUCUUUAAAUUAUUCCAUAGACAUAAUGGAUGAAUGUGAUAACCCUAAGAAGAAGUCACCUACCAAGAUCCGUUACCGUUCCUUCGAAGAUUGCAAAAGAAAUGAACAUGGUGGCAGACGUAUCUUUGAUGGCACGGAUGGAGAAAGAGAUAGAUUUGAUGGUGGAUUUAACUUCUUAAAUGACAGUUUUCUUGGGGAGAUGGAAUGUGAUUUCUUCGAGAAGAAUCAUUUUAAUGAAAUUGGUAGCGUUUCGUUUGAUUCUCUGAACUAUGAGAAGUAUGAUAUAUCAGAAAAUGCAUUUGACAGCCCCUAUCUACCAAAAAAGAGAUGUGCAGGUGCACCAAGAACAACNGACAACUUCAGUUGAUUUGAG